ACAAGCUUGAUGAGUUGAUAGAUCACUCUAUAUAUACACUUGCAGGUUAGUGUUGUUCAAGACAGACAGCUAAAAUGGCAGAUGUGAAGUUACACGGAUUUUGGUUUAGUCCUUUUGUUUUGAGGGUAGUAUGGACCCUAAAGGUAAAGGGUAUACCAUAUGAGUACAUAGAGGAAGAUCCCGCCAAUAAAACUCCUCAGCUUCUUGAAUACAACCCAGUGCACAAGAAGGUUCCUGUGUUUGUUCAUGAUGGAAAACCCGUAUGUGAGUCCAUCAUCAUUGUUGAAUACAUUGAUGAAAUAUGGUCUCAGAAUCCACUGGUUCCUGCUGACCCUUAUGAAAGAGCUAUUGCACGGUUUUGGGUUAGAUACAUCGAUGACAUGAUUUCUGCAGUUCUACUGCCACUCUGUCGCAGCAAUGACAUUGCAGAGCGGGAGGAGAUUAUAAAGGAAAUAUGGGCACGAUUCAGAGUUAUUGAAGAACAGUGUUCAGGUGAUCAAAAGAAAUUUCUUGGAGGAGACACUUUUAACAUUGUGGACAUAGCUUUUGGGUCUUUUGCAAGAUUUAUUCUGGCUUUGGAAGAUAUGUUUGAAGUGAAGAUCCUAGAAGCUGAGAGAUUCCCUCACUUGCAUACAUGGUUUAAUAAUUUCAUGGAUGUUCCGGCCAUAAGAGACAACCACCCUGACCAGGAGAAAUUGGUGGCUUGUAUUAGGUUUAUGAGAGACAAAUUGAGAUGAUAUAUCUUUGUCAUGAGACAUCUUGCAUCUGAUACUUUAAGCUACCAGUAUUUGUUUUGGUUUGUCUUGAUGUACCUCUUAUUGUGAAAGUAAUAAAAGUUAAGCCUUUGGGGUUUAACAAGUGGUAAGUGGA
Lotus japonicus is the source of this 870-nucleotide messenger RNA. Its product is annotated as glutathione transferase GST 23-like. The transcript is spliced from 2 exons. Gene Ontology annotation, cellular component: cytoplasm. The record is from RefSeq and is a predicted model, not a curated record. The coding region runs from base 75 to 737 and encodes 220 amino acids. Gene Ontology annotation, biological process: glutathione metabolic process. Lineage: Eukaryota; Viridiplantae; Streptophyta; Magnoliopsida; Fabales; Fabaceae. Gene Ontology annotation, molecular function: glutathione transferase activity.